ACGACAUUUUACGCGUUGCGGAUUUCGGUUUCGCCACUAAACAUGCGUACAAUGGACAGCGGUAUUCCUCCUACAUCGCCACAAGAUGGUAUCGCGCGCCUGAACUUUUGACAGGAGACUAUUGCUAUGGAAAGGCUGUUGAUGUGUGGGCAAUUGGAGCCGUCGCAGUGGAAAUGAUCAAAGGUCAACCGAUGGCUGCCGGCACUGAGGAUGCGGAUCAAAUGGUGAAAACACUGCAAAUUGUCGGCCGUAUCCCGAAAUACAUGUGGGAACGCGCCACGAAAAUGUACAGCAACUGCGCCGACCAGACCAAUGACGGUGCACCAUUUACCGGUCUGGACACGCUGCUGUGUCAGCACCCGGGACGGCUAACCGAGCUCAUCAAACUGUGCUUAGAACCGGAUCCACUGAUCCGUCACCCGGCAGACCAUCUCCUGUCGCACUCAUACUUCACCGAAGACGACAAAUAUUUCAUCGCCCAUCUGCUCACGGAAAUCAAACAGUCCAGCAUCGAGAACAGUCACUCAUCAGCGGCCUAUCAGCAUUUCCUCCAAAAGCGCACCGUCUUCCAGCGCGCUGCACGUGAAUUCCUCCAACUGGGAAGUUACGGCGUGGCGUCAAUUAUCUCGCGCUAUCGCCAGCUCGGAUUAGACCAGCAGAUUUUAAAGACCCUAGCCGAGAUGGUAAUGCGUGAUAACCAGAUGAUACCGGAUUUUCGGGGCGGUAGUUCGGAUAUGUAUACCGUGAAGAGCAACGAACAGGGCGACGAAUCACUGCGGGCGACAGGGAGUUAUCGCAGCAGCCAUUCGCUGUUUCCCUCUUUUCAAUUCCGAUCGGGAUCCAUGGGCAAUGUCACUGGACGACCGUUAGGCUAUGCCUCAACCACCGGCGGGUGGUCUGCGCCAAAGGUCACGAAAGCCGGUAGUUGUCUGGUGAACACGAAAAAUGCCCCAGUAAAUCCAGAAUCGCCUGGCAAAUCCGUGCAUUUCUGGCCGGACAGCGCCCAUACGAAAAAUGCCGUCUCAGUCAUCCGUGGUGAGCCGUCCAGUCUACAGCAGGCCAUUAGGUCCAAACCGGCAUUUAUUGCCCGCAAGCCGACCAGCACGGUCAGUGAGGUCGUGCACGCGGCCAUCGAUAAUAAUAAGCACGGCAGCCGCAGUACGGUCAGCGGAAACAGUGGCUGGUAUAAAAGUUUGGCGCCGUCCACUUGGAAAACGUGGCAUAAUCGCGGGAAGCACAGUGCGACUACCAGUGCCGGUCAGGACGGUGAUUCAUCUAAGCACUUCCGGUCGGACACAGAGCCCGGUCAACGAUGGACGUUUGAAGAUGAACCGUUGGAUCUUAGUGUAAAAAAGGGUAAUAAAAAUGACACUGAAAAGCCGUUUGAUCUAUUUUGAGGAUACGAAUUUGUUGCAACCGGGCAGUCAGGGACUUCCGGUGCCCGUUCCCGGGUCCAGUGCUUCGGGGCCGAAAUGGGAUUUGGAUACUGAAAGUGAUGAUGAAGUUCAGAAUGUAUACAGUAAACAUUUUUUGCCGACAUUUUAUAACUGGAGUUGGCAAUACCAAAAUUAAAAUGUGUUCUUGGGAACAGUCCGAUAUUUCUAGCGAUACUCAAACGUUUUGUAGCUGGGGAAAUACCUGCCAUAAAAAAGAAUGAUUGAUAAGGCACCGGCCAGGAAACUAACUUCUUACUGCCUACCUUUUCAACUUCAACAAAAUAAUUGUGUACAUAUAGUUG
Messenger RNA from Paramacrobiotus metropolitanus, 1738 nucleotides. RefSeq lists its product as uncharacterized. The transcript is spliced from 3 exons. The record is from RefSeq and is a predicted model, not a curated record. NCBI's taxonomy places the organism in Eukaryota, Metazoa, Tardigrada, Eutardigrada, Parachela, Macrobiotidae. Bases 174 to 1397 code for a protein of 407 amino acids.